AUGUGGGAUCUUAUCUCUCCUCUACUUAACCAAUUUGACAAUGCCCCGGAUAUUAUUUUUAAUUUAUUGCAAAAGCUGUCAGCAGCCCAAAUUGAGAUCAUUGUCACAAUAAUACGGAGCAUCUGGAAAGCUAGAAAUCUCAAGUUAUGCCAGCAAGUGACUGAUUCGAACAUUACCAUUCUGGAAAGAGCAAGGCAUCUGCUUGAAGGGUGGAGGACUGCAAAUCGUAAGCAAGGUCAUCUUAACCCAACAGCCUCAGACUCCAGUCCGAGUUCUUCAAAUGUUAUUAUCAAUGCCAAUCCUAGAUGGAAGAAACCUUUAAGAGGUAGAUACAAGUGUAACAUUGAUGCUUCCUUUCCCACCACAACAAACAAGGUAGGAUUCGGUAUGUGCAUUCGAGACUCGGAUGGGAACCAUGUCCGCUCUAAAAUCAUGUGUUACACUCCUUCCUGCUCUGUCGAUGUAGGAGAGGCCCUGGCUUUAAAUCAUGCGAUUCGGUGGAUACAUGAACUUCAACUCUCAAAUGUUGAUUUCGAGGUUGACUCAAAAAGAGUAGCUGAUUAUUUCAACAAAGGUCGUGGAGAUGUCACCGAGUUUGGCUCCAUUAUGGAUAGUAGUUCAAGCUUCUGUAAUGGUUAUUUAACAAACUCUCAUGUCGAGUUUAUUAGGAGGCAAGCAAAUGAGGCUUAA
This is a messenger RNA of Medicago truncatula (barrel medic), 690 nucleotides long. RefSeq lists its product as uncharacterized. Gene Ontology annotation, molecular function: RNA-DNA hybrid ribonuclease activity; nucleic acid binding. Lineage: Eukaryota; Viridiplantae; Streptophyta; Magnoliopsida; Fabales; Fabaceae. Bases 1 to 690 code for a protein of 229 amino acids. The record is from RefSeq and is a predicted model, not a curated record. The transcript has 2 exons.